UGACAUUGCGCCGUUGGCAACACUGGACCACAAUUAUUAUUGCAACAAAUAAAAGGUUCUUUAAUCUUACGUGUGAAAAUUGUUAAAAAGUUGUUGGAAAGCAUUGGACCCACAAUUUCACCAACAUACACUGGUAGAAAAUGUGCUAGCGAUAAUACGAACCGGAAGCCCCAAACACUAUCAAACGGUGAAAAUACAAUCAGUGUGUGCACAAAAGAAAAAAGACACUUUCCCUACAUGAUGAGACUGCCCAGCAUGAUGUGCAUUUUGAUGCUCCUCGUCCUCAUCCAAUGCAGCCAGCUGUUGCGGGCGGAACUGCAAGGCCCACUCUCUGAAAGCGCCAGCGCGACACCAAUAACUGAGCCCGAGGCCGUUGCCGCUACGGAUCCACACAGUCAGGGGGGUAAAACUGAUGGUGACGAGGUAACGACUGCCGAAAAAGAUGCUAAUGCCCCACCCGUCGAUUCUUCAUCGUCAGCACCAGGCAGCAAUGACCGCAAAGCGGCCAAACUUAAGGAAACGGAAUUUGCGCCACGCACCAAAGUAAUGCCAGCUGCAUUGUUCGAGCGGCUGUGGAACGACAGUUUAUUGAAACAGCAGAAGUUGAAGGCCCAAAUCGAAGCCAUUGAGGCGAGGCAAGCACCCGCUGUAGUUGUCGAGCGGACGCCCGAGCAAGUGGAAGCGGAGAGUCUCUACGAGAAUGCCAUGGAGAUGUUAACCAAGCCGCGCACUGACAAGCGUGUCGCAUUCACACUGCUGCGCAAGGCGGCCGCAUUUAAGCAUCCCAAGGCACGAGCCGAACUGGCCAUGGCUGUGCUCUUGGGUCAUUGGAUGUCAUUCGAUUUCCAUCAUGCUGCUGAUGAAUUUGAGAGCCUGGCGAACGAUGGCGUGCCAGAAGCUCACUUGGGUCUUGGCUUUCUGUACUCGGUGGGCGUGGGUGGCAAGAAUGUCAGUCAGCCGCUGGCACUGCUGCAUUAUACGCUUGCGGCAUUGGGCGACAAUACGCUUGCCCAAAUGGCAAUGGGAUAUCGCUAUCUGUACGGCAUCAAUGUGCCCAUCAGUUGUGAGAAGGCCUUGAUCCAAUACAAGCGUGUGGCCAAGAAGGUAGCCACAAAGGUCACGUUUUCUAAUGGCCCGAUGGUGCACAGAGUCAAGUUGCUUGAUGAGCUCGAGAAUCCGGGCAGUCACGAGACGGAAGUUGUCGACUACUAUCAGCUGCUGGCUGACAAGGGCGAUGUGCAGUCCCAGAUUGGCCUGGGCCAGCUGUACUAUCAGGGCGGCAAGGCUAUACAGCAGGAUCAUCAGAAGGCCUUGGAAUACUUUACACUCGCGGCCAAUGCAGGCAAUGCCAUUGGGUUUGCCUUUCUGGGCAAGCUCUAUCUGGAGGGCAGUGAGCAAAUCAAGGCAGACAACGAGACGGCCUUCAAAUACUUCUCUAAAGCCUCCGAAAUGGGUGAUCCUGUGGGUCAGAGUGGACUGGGUCUGAUGUACCUCAAAGGUCUUGGUGUGCCCAAGGAUUCUAUUAAGGCUUUGUCGUAUUUCACUCAGGCUGCUGAUCAGGGUUGGGUCGAUGGACAACUGCAACUGGGCACAAUGUACUUUACUGGCAAUGGUGUGAAGACUGACUACAAACUGGCGUUAAAAUAUUUUAACUUGGCCACACAGUCAGGCCAUGUCUUGGCCUACUACAAUCUGGGCGUUAUGCAUGCCUACGGCAUGGGCAUGCUGCGAUCCUGUCCUGCAGCUGUUGAGUUCUUUAAAAAUGUUGCGGAACGUGGUCGCUGGAGCAAUAGAUUAAUGCACGCCUACAGUGACUAUAAACUAAAUCGCGUCGAUGAGGCCUUUAUGCAGUACUCUCUAAUGGCCGAAGUUGGCUAUGAGGUGGCCCAAAGCAAUGCAGCAUUUCUGCUAGAUCGCGAGGAGGUGCAUGUCUUCAACGAUCGCCACGAAGAUUUGAUUCGUGCGUUUUACUACUGGAAACGGGCUGCCGGACAGGGCUAUUCGGCGGCCCAAGUCAAGCUUGGCGAUUACUACUACUAUGGUUGGGGUACCAAAACAGAUUUCGAAACUGCUGCCGCUCUUUACAGGAAAGCUUCUGAGCAACAGUACAAUGCCCAAGCCAUGUUCAAUUUGGGCUAUAUGCAUGAGCAGGGGCUAGGCAUGAAGAAGGAUUGGCACCUGGCCAAGAGAUUGUACGAUUUGGCAGCCGAAACGAGCGUGGAUGCCAAAGUACCUGUGACAAUAGCGCUAUUUAAGCUGCAGAUGCUCGCUAAGAUUGAGUCAAUAAAGGAGUCACCAUACAGAUUCAUCUUCUACAUGGAUGAAAAUAUUGCUGCCAAUUGGGAUUUAUAUAUGAUCACAAUACUGACACUCCUGCUGGGCAUUAUAAUGUACACAAGGCGUCCCUUUCAACAGCCUGAACCGGUAGCUGCGCAGCCACAAGCGCCGCCGCAGCCUCCAGUCAAUGAUGUAGCAGCUGCUGUGCCGGUUAAUCCAGCUCUAGGCGCUGCACCAUCAUCCGCAGAAGCUGGAGCGUCAGCAACUUUUGUUAGUGCACCAGAAGCAACAAGUACAUCAACUAUACCGGAGACUCCAAAGGCGUCCAGUGGCGGCUCGUCCAGGCCAACAGUCACGACAAGCAGCUCAUCCGUUGGGACGAGCAGUACCAGCACCAGCAGCAGCAAUACACUCGAUCCCACUGAUUAGUCUUAACGAAUUGGUUAAUCAUCCCUAGUUUAAUUAGUGACCAUGUAAAUAUUUAUCAUCUAUUUUUUAUGAUUUCUAAAUGGAAUUUUUAGAUAUUUAAAAUCAGAAAUAUCUUACUCAAAAGAAAUAUAUAUAUGUGUGUUGUACUGAGAAAAAAAAAACAAAAACAA
Drosophila grimshawi is the source of this 2876-nucleotide messenger RNA. RefSeq names its product protein sel-1 homolog 1 (gene Hrd3). The transcript is spliced from 8 exons. Gene Ontology annotation, cellular component: endoplasmic reticulum membrane. Bases 238 to 2706 code for a protein of 822 amino acids. Gene Ontology annotation, biological process: ERAD pathway. The record is from RefSeq and is a predicted model, not a curated record. NCBI's taxonomy places the organism in Eukaryota, Metazoa, Arthropoda, Insecta, Diptera, Drosophilidae. Gene Ontology annotation, molecular function: protein binding.